Messenger RNA from Trichechus manatus latirostris (Florida manatee), 2130 nucleotides. Its product is annotated as zinc finger protein 699-like. NCBI's taxonomy places the organism in Eukaryota, Metazoa, Chordata, Mammalia, Sirenia, Trichechidae. The transcript has 2 exons. The record is from RefSeq and is a predicted model, not a curated record. The coding region runs from base 1 to 1116 and encodes 371 amino acids.
AUGGAAACCUUCAGAAACCUGGCUUCAGUAGAAUGUGGAAAAGCCUUUAGUAGUUCCUCACAUCUCACUCAGCAUACAAGAACUCACAGUGGAGAGAGGCCUUAUGAAUGUAAGGAAUGUGGGAAAACCUUUAGUCGUUCCUCACAUCUCAUUUCACAUAUAAGAACUCACAGUGGAGAGAAGGGUUAUGAAUGUAAGGAAUGUGGGAAGGCUUUUAGUCAUGCCUCAGCCCUCACUACACAUAUAAGAAUUCACAGUGGGGAGAAACCGUAUAUUUGUAAAGAAUGUGGGAAAGCCUUUAGUGAUUCCUCACAUCUCACUACACAUAGAAGAACUCACAGUGGUGAGAAACCUUAUAAAUGUAAGGAAUGUGGAAAAGCCUUUAGUCAGACCUCUUCCCUCAAUUUACAUAAAAGAACUCAUAGUGGAGUGAAGCCUUAUGAAUGUAAGGAAUGUGGGAAAGCCUUUAGUCGUUCUUCAUACCUCACUGAACACAUAAGAACUCACAGUGGAGAGAAACCUUAUAAAUGUAAGGAAUGUGGGAAGUCAUUUAGUUGUGCCACAUCCCGCAUUGCACAUUUAAGAACUCACAGUGGAGAGAAGCCUUACGAAUGUAAGGAAUGUGGGAAAGCCUUUAGUCAAUCCUCGCACCUCACUACACAUAUAAGAACUCACAGUGGCGAGAGAUCGUAUGAAUGUAAGGAAUGUGGGAAAGCCUUUUGUGAUUCGUCAGGUCUCAAUCAGCAUGUAAGAACUCACAGUGGGGAGAAGCCUUAUGAAUGUAAACAAUGUGGGAAAGCUUUUAGUCAUGCCUCAGCCCUUACUACACAUAUAAGAACUCACAGUGGAGAGAGGCCUUAUGAAUGUAAGGAAUGUGGGAAGGCCUUUAUUUGUUCCUCAAAUCUCACCACACAUAUAAGAACUCAUAGUGGAGAGAAGCCUUAUAAAUGUAAAGAAUGUGGGAAAGUUUUUAGUGAAUCCUCAAACCUUACUACACAUAUAAGAACUCACACUGGAGAGAGACCUUAUGAAUGUAAGAAAUGUGGUAAAGCCUUUAAGGUUUUUUCACACCUCACUUCACAUAUAAAAACUCACAGUGGAGAGAGGCCAUAUUAAUGUAAUGAAUGUGAGAAAGCAUUUAGUCAGUUUUCAGUCCUUAUUGAACAUCAUUAACCUUGUUCUGGUUGGGAGGGACCUUAUGAAUGUAACCAGUGUGGGAAUGCGUUUGCUCAUAUCUCUUACCUCAAAAACACAAAAUUCAUAGAGGAGAGAACACAUAAAUAUCAGAAAUGUAAUAAAGGUUUUAGUUUUUGCUUUUCUCUCUGUAAACAUACAGUGAGGAGUAAUCAUGAAUGUCAGGAAUGUGGGAAAGUCUUCGGAUCUUAUUCUUUGGAACACCUUUGAUUUGGUAUACUGGAGAUAAACACGAUACGUCUAAGUAUUGUUGAAUAACUUUCAUGUGCUUUCUUUUUGCAAAUCUGAAAGAUGUGGCAUAUUAACCAUGUAAGUGUAAGGAAUAUAGAAAAAUUUACACAUUUGGAAAACCCAUUUGAUCACAUGAGAAGUUGGACUGGAGAGACAUCAUGUAAAUGCAAGGUAUUUUGGAUCAUAUAUAUAUAUAUAUUGUAAUCUUAGACAACGUGGGAGAUAUUACGUUGUGUAUUGAUUCUAUGAAUAUAAAAGAUGAUGGACGCCUUUAGUGUCCACCCUUAGGAUGCCUGUGAGACCGUACACACUGGAGAGAAUCUGUGACUAUUAACUAUUUUGAGAAAGGCUUUAAUCACAUUGGAAAUUCUGUUCUGUUCUUCAUGGUUUUUGAGUUGGAAUGGACUCAAUUGCAUUGGAUUUGGCUUUUUUGGUCCAGAGUAUAAAGCACCAUGUUUUCAUUGUAGAAGAUUGUUUUUAACUGAAAAGUGUACGGAAAAAUAAAAGUCAUUUAGACUGUGACCAUGCUUGGUUUGUUGGGUGUUUACUUUAAGCCUUUCUUGUAUGGAAAAUAAUGUUUUAACAGAAUCAGGAUUGUACUGUAUGUUUAGUUUUGUAGUAGACAUGUUUUGCAUUGCAUCUCAUUCUACUUGACUGCAAUCAUGAUUGUGGAUUUCCUGAAGAAGAAACUACACAGAAAGUUUU